AUACUUACAUAUACAUAGUAUGGUUAGUUGAAGUCAGCAUAGUGCUCACACAGCACGUAAGCUUAAAAGAUGUCCACGAACUCAGUUUUAGCAGGGAAGAAUAGUCUCCUGUCUCAGUCUGUGUCAGGUACAGAGAGUUGUGAAGCAGAAAAGUAUCCGUUCAAACGUGAGAUCAGUGUGGCCCACGAUUUCGAAAAGUUCGGGGCGGGGUUUGUGCUCCAUCAAGACCGAUUGUUCGUAGCAUGGGUCGAUAAAUAUCACUCAUCAACGUAUUCAACCGCAUAUAAAGCUGGCCUUGGUUUCGGUGACGAGAUCAUAAGUAUUAAUGGAAUCGUAGCCUGGAAAUUUCAAGGGGAUGUCACUAAAGUGUAUGCUGCGCUAAAUUCUAGGCCAAUACUGUCACUUGAACUCCUUGAAAAUACAAUUUUCACAGAACAUACUCUUACCCUGUAUGCGGAUGACAGUGAGGGGACAACAAGCAGCACCUCUCAGUUCAAAAAGAAAAGGCCGAUAGGUCUCUCUUUUCUCGAAGACGGCACAAUUGCUCGUGUUGAGCCUGGGAGUGCGGCGGCUUUGGCUGGGUUAAUACCUGGCCAGCGAAUCGUCAGAAUUGGUAACCGACAUAUGGUUGGCACUAAAGCCCGCAAUUUGUUAAAGAAAUUAGGUGACUCACAAUACCGUAGUAAAACUUUGGAGGUGCUUAUUGUUGCUGCACCCGGUAAAAUCGUCAACCGCUUGCGCUCCAGUUCUCAGGCCAUAAUGUCUGAGAAGGGCCUGAAAAUGGGGUUGAAUGUAAUUUUGGAUAACAAUUUCAAUGUCAAAUCGUUUGUGGGUGAAUGUGAGACCGCAAAGCAACUCGCUGAGGAACACUUUUAAAGGAAAGAAAGUACAAAUUGAGCAACAACCUAUCGGGUGUACUACUAUAUGGCCCGUCUCACUUUCUGAAAUCCGAAAUUUGUACAAGUUCUGUUCAUGACUAUUCUGCUAUAAUAAACCAUUG
Messenger RNA from Sphaeroforma arctica JP610, 1000 nucleotides. RefSeq lists its product as hypothetical. The record is from RefSeq and is a predicted model, not a curated record. Gene Ontology annotation, molecular function: protein binding. Bases 70 to 876 code for a protein of 268 amino acids. Lineage: Eukaryota; Ichthyosporea; Ichthyophonida. The transcript has a single exon.